Molecule: messenger RNA, 477 nt
Organism: Camelina sativa (false flax)
Lineage: Eukaryota; Viridiplantae; Streptophyta; Magnoliopsida; Brassicales; Brassicaceae
Source: RefSeq, a predicted model, not a curated record
AUGGAGACUCGUAACCCUAGUAACUGGUCGAAUUUGCCCCUCGAUAUCAUCAUAUCUCUGUUUGAACUUUUGAGUUUUGUGGAUUUCCAUCGAGCUAAGAUGGUUUGUUCCAACUGGUAUUCUGUUUCGAAACAAACAGUUCCCCGGAAAAUCGGAUCUCUAUGGCUAAUGCUUUUUCCUGACGACGGUACUGAUUGCGUGCUGUACAACCCAUACGAAGAAGUUAUGGUUUACAGGAGAGCAGCUGGGAGAAACUCUACUUCAGGGAGUCGAUUCCUGGCAUGCUGCGGUAAAUGGUUCCUGAUGCUAGAUUCUCGAUCCAGAUUAUAUAUUAUAGAUGUGUUUAGUACUGGGAAUAGGAUUGAUCUUCCUCCGUUAGAGUCGCUCCUAUCAACCGACUCUGCUCUGAAGCGUAUGGAAGAUAGAGAUAGGGAGUUUGAAUGGGAAUUAACUAGUAGCUCUGUUUACUUAUUAUAA